AUGGACCCUGUGUUGGCGAGGUCUGUGCAUGCCUCCUCCAAUGCCAGUCUAGACAGAUCUCUUCUGAACCACAGUGACCCAGUGGAGUACUUCUCAGGUCUUCAGCUACUGUUGAGCUACCGCUCUUUGUUCAUCCCUCUUUACUGCCUCCUGGUAGCCGUGGCUUGCGUGGGCAAUGCCCUCCUACUAGCCUGCAUCCUGAUGGACCGGAAGCUCCACAACGCCACCAACUUCUUCAUAGGGAACCUGGCCACAGGCGACCUGCUCAUGUGUCUGUGCUGUGUCCCACUGACGGCCUCCUAUGCCUUUGAGCCCCAGGGCUGGCUGUUCGGACAACCACUCUGCUCCCUGGUCCCCCUGCUGCAGACGGCCACAGUCUUCGUCUCUGUGCUGUCUCUCACAGCCAUCGCUGUGGACCGCUACGUGGUGGUGGUUCACCCUGUACGGAAGAGGAUCUCCCUGAGGGGUUGUGGCACCCUGGCAGUUGGGGGGUGGCUGCUGUCCCUGUUGCUGGCCACUCCGCCAUCCCUCCACACGCAGUACGUGGACCUGCGUCUCAGCGGCGUGGAGCUGGUCGUGUGCGAGGAGUUUUGGCCAGACUCAGACCGCCUGCGGCUGCUGUACUCCUGCUUCGUUCUGCUCACCUCCUACCUGCUGCCCCUGCUGUCAGUCAGCGUGGCCUACUGCUGCAUCACGGUCCAGCUCCGCCAGCGUUGUCUCCCGGGGGCUCCCUCCCACAGCCGGCAGCGCUGGAACAGGAAGAAGAAGAAGACCUUCUCCCUUCUGGUGCUGUCGGUGCUCUCCUUCGCUCUUUGCUGGCUGCCCUUGCAGGUGCUUAACCUGCUGUUAGACCUGGACCAGGAAUUCCUGCUGGUGGACAAGCGCUACAUCAACCUGCUACAGGUGUGCUGCCACCUGCUGGCCAUGAGUUCCACCUGCUACAACCCCUUCAUCUACGCUUCGCUCCACAGCAAGGUGCGUUUGCGCCUGCGGAACUACCUGAGGCCCCUUACUGGGCGGGGCCACCAGAGCAGUUUGCUCUACCAGCAGGCAUUACAGCACAAAACUACCACCUGUCUCAGUAUGGUGUCUGAGAAGCCGGUCAGAGAGGAGCAGGAUGGGCCCCAGACCAGCGCUGACAACUCCUUCUGA
This is a messenger RNA of Esox lucius (northern pike), 1152 nucleotides long. RefSeq names its product prolactin-releasing peptide receptor-like. The coding region runs from base 1 to 1152 and encodes 383 amino acids. Gene Ontology annotation, biological process: G protein-coupled receptor signaling pathway. The record is from RefSeq and is a predicted model, not a curated record. Gene Ontology annotation, molecular function: neuropeptide binding; neuropeptide Y receptor activity. Gene Ontology annotation, cellular component: plasma membrane; neuron projection. NCBI's taxonomy places the organism in Eukaryota, Metazoa, Chordata, Actinopteri, Esociformes, Esocidae. The transcript has a single exon.